AUGUAUGAAGAAAGUGAGGAAGAAGUCACCGACAUUGAACAAGCUGAAAACUGGUUUUCAUUGACGUCUGCCCAACGCAUUUGUGACAUGUUUCUUGCACUCGAUAAAGAUAUGAAUGGAACAUUGAGCAAGCAGGAACUUCGAGAAUAUGUUGAUGGGACUCUGACAGAUAUUUUUAUUGAGAGGGCAUUUGAUGAGCAUGUCCGUCAUGGCAAAACUGGAGGAGGUAAUGCUCGGGAGAUGGAUUUUGAAAGCUGUCUAGACUUUGUUCUGGCCCUAGAAAACAAAGACACUCCAGAGGGUUUAACUUAUUUGUUUCAGUGUCUUGAUCUCCAUGGAAGAGGAUACCUCACAACAGCUAAUAUUCACACACUUUUCAGAGAUGUACACCAGAAAUGGAUUGAAGGAGGGAACUAUGAGCUUUGUAUUGAGGACGUAAGAGAUUGGGACAUGGUGAAACCAUCUGACCCUCUACGGAUCACUCUGGCUGUGAUCACUGCUGCUCUGCGAUGGUCAAUGUGAUUCAAGCAUAUCGGACACGAUUUGCCUCGAAUUGCUGGUUCGAUUCGCUUCGAUAGAAAUCUUUGAGGACUGGUUGUAGAUGUAUGCGUAUGUAGCGGCGAUCUUCGUGAAGACGAAGACGAAGACAAAGACUCCAUUGAUUGACACUAUGUUUUGGAUUGAGUGAUUUGGAAAUGAAAAAUGAAACGAAACGAAGAGAUACGUAUUUUUUUUAAUUGUUUGGGUAAUUUAAGUGGGGACGAAAGAGGGAAAAGGGGAGAAGUUUUAUUUUUC
Molecule: messenger RNA, 795 nt
Organism: Camellia sinensis
Lineage: Eukaryota; Viridiplantae; Streptophyta; Magnoliopsida; Ericales; Theaceae
Source: RefSeq, a predicted model, not a curated record